AUGUUUUCAUACACUGCGAAAUCCUCGAUUAGGAAUUUGAGGAUGGCAUCCCCUUCAUCAAGGUUAGCACAAGUUCAAAGACAAUUCAGUGCAAGUACCUCGGCGAAAAAAGAAAUUCAAGAUGCUGCCCCUCAACUGGGCGCUGUAGCCAUUAAAUCCGCCCUCGAGAAAUCCAAAGUUCCGGUCGAGAAAAUCACAGAUGUAUACAUGGGAAACGUGCUACAGGGUAAUGUGGGACAAGCGCCAGCUCGACAAGCUUCUAUAUUCGCGGGUCUGCCUUCAACAGUCGAAGCGGUCACUGUCAAUAAAGUAUGCGCAUCUGGAUUGAAAGCUGUUGUGUUCGCUGCACAAAACAUUCAACUCGGCCUCGCAGAGGCUCAAAUUGCCGGAGGAAUGGAAAAUAUGUCCCGAGUACCAUACUAUUAUCCUCGAGCUAGCAGUCUUCCUCCAUUCGGGAAUAUACAAGCUGAAGACGGACUCAUUAAAGAUGGAUUAUGGGACGUUUAUAAUCAAUUUCACAUGGGGGUAUGUGCAGAGACUACAGCAAAGAAGUAUAAUGUUACACGAGAACAGCAAGAUGAAUACGCUAUCCAAUCAUACAAACGGGCGCAAGAAGCAUGGAAAACCGGAGCUUUCAAAGAAGAGAUCGCCCCUGUAACUGUGAAAGGUCGCAAGGGCGAGACCAUUAUUGACACGGAUGAAGGUUACCUGGAUGUCAAAUUCGACAAAAUACCUUCAUUAAAACCGGCAUUCGUUAGAGAUGGGACUGGGACAGUUACCGCUGCCAAUGCUUCAACAUUCAAUGAUGGCGCUAGCGCAUUGGUGUUGGGAAACAAAGCCAUUGCACAAGAAUAUGGAUCAGGAUCUAGAGUAUUGGCACGAAUUUGUAGCUCGGCAGAUGCUGCAGUUGAUCCCGUCGAUUUCCCUGUUGCUCCCGCCAAAGCAGUCCCGAUUGCUCUGGAGCGAGCAGGAAUCAAGAAGGAAGAUGUAGCAAUUUGGGAAUUUAAUGAGGCAUUCGCAGCCGUAAUAAAGGCAAAUGAAAAGAUCCUCGGACUUGAGAACGCAAAAGUUAAUUUACUUGGUGGAGCCAUCUCACUUGGCCAUGCUCUCGGAAGUUCGGGUUCACGAAUUCUCACAACAUUAUUACAUCAAUUAAAAGUCGGAGAAUAUGGUGUUGCGGCGAUUUGUAACGGUGGUGGUGCUGCGACAGCGAUCGUUGUACAAAGAAUUGAUAGUGUUUAA
Molecule: messenger RNA, 1242 nt
Organism: Sclerotinia sclerotiorum 1980 UF-70
Lineage: Eukaryota; Fungi; Ascomycota; Leotiomycetes; Helotiales; Sclerotiniaceae
Exons: 3
Coding region: 1-1242 (413 amino acids)
Biological process (GO): fatty acid beta-oxidation
Molecular function (GO): acetyl-CoA C-acetyltransferase activity
Source: RefSeq, a predicted model, not a curated record